AUGACAGAACAGACGCUACUAUCCAAAUUGAACACUCUUUCUCAGGAAGUGAUAUCAUCAGCUUCUCCAAAGGAGGCAACCGUUUUAACGGAAGAGACAGUACGCAACUGGUCUGAACGAUCAAAAGUUCUUUGUUCCGAAUUUGCUUCACUGGAGUCGAAUGACGAAAAGGAAGACUGGCUGAGGAUUUUGUUUAUCGAAUUGUUUGAUUUCAUAUAUAAAGACGAUGAAAAUUCUCCUCUCAAGCUUUCUGAUAUUGCGUUAUUUAUUGAAGAAUUAGUGAACCAUGGAAGACAAGCGUCUCAGGCUUCCAUAGUUGGUAAAAUGUUCAUCGCUGUUUCAAGCACUGUCCCAAAUAUAAAUGAUAUGACUACAGUAUCAUUAUGUAAACUAAUACCGUCCUUGAAUAAAGAACUGUUCAAAUUUAGUUGGAUAUCCUCUAAGCUACUAAACAAGGAACAAACUACCUUAUUAAGACAUUUGUUGAAAAAAUCGAAGUACGAACUGAAGAAAUAUAACCUUUUAGUGGAAAAUUCAGUGGGUUACGGUCAAUUGGUAACCUUGUUAAUAUUAGCGUAUUAUGAUCCCGACAAUUUUUGCAAGGUGUCUGCGUAUUUGGAAGAGAUUUAUCAUAUUAUGGGAAAAUAUUCUUUGGACUCCAUUCGUGCUUUGGAUGUUAUUUUGAACGUUUCUAGUCAAUUUAUCACUGAAGGGUACAAAUUCUUUAUUGCUCUUUUACGAAAUUCAGAUUUUUGGCCCUUUCGUCAUGUGGCUAAUAAUUCAAGUUAUUCUUUUCUUAAUGAAGGUGGCAACAUGAUCGGAGCUAACAUUAUUUCAUUUAAUCUAUCGCAGUAUGAUGAAGAAGUCGAUAAGGAAAACUAUCAACGGUACAUGGAUAUGUGUUGCAUUCUAGUGAAAACUGGGUUUGUUAAUUUCUAUUCUAUUUGGGAUAAUGUAACACCAGAGAUGGAAUUCUUACAAAAAUAUACUGAAGAUUUAGAAACUGAACUAGAAGAGGAGUCCACUAAAGGAGUAGAAAAUCCUUUGGCCAUGGCAGCUGCUUUAUCCACUGAAAAUGAAACUGACGAAGACAACGCCCUUAAUGUGGGUGAUGAUGAUAAUGCCAAUGAUAAAAUCUUUGAGGCAUCAAACGAUGAUAUAGACUCGAAAGGGAAGCAGAAAACCCCGCAAGAUAUUUUAUCAUUUGGUAAAAUAAAACUUUUGGAACGCUUACUUAUUCAUGGUUGUAUUGUUCCUGUUGUACACGUGUUACAGGAAUAUCCGAAAAUGUUAUAUGUGAGUGAAUCCUUAUCUAAGUAUUUCGGACGAGUAUUCGAAUAUCUUUUAAAUCCAUUGUAUGCAUCAAUGACUUCUUCUGGUGAAUCAGAAGAUAUGGCAAGUGCUUUGAUGAUAACCCAUAUAGAUAAUGGUAUUCUAGCUCAUAAACCAAGGCUAAUCCACCAAUAUAAAACUCAUGAACCAUUUGAAUCCUUUGAAUUGAAUUCAAGUUAUGUUUUCUAUUACUCAGAGUGGAAUUCCGGUUUGACUCCUUUUGCGUCUGUAGAUGACCUAUUUGAAAACUCUCAUACUUAUCUAUCUAUUAUCGGACCAUAUUUAGGGAGGAUUCCCACGCUUUUGAGUAAGAUUUCGCGUAUUGGUGUAGCUGAUAUUCAAAAAAACCACGGUUCUGAGUUCCUGCAGACAACGGUUAAUAAUUGGAUAGACUAUGUAAGAAAAUUUAUUUUUCCUGCUACCUCACUAUUGCAAAAUAAUCCAAUUGCCACAUCAGAAGUUUACGAACUAAUGAAACUUUUCCCUUUUGAAAAAAGGUAUUUUAUUUACAACGAAAUGAUGACGAAAUUGUCCCAAGAUAUUUUGCCAAUUAAGGUGAGCUUCAAUAAAGCCGAAAGAGAAGCUAAGAGUAUCUUAAAGGCUUUGAGUAUAGAUACAAUAGCAAAAGAGUCCAGAAGAUUUGCCAAAUUAAUUUCUACAAAUCCAUUGGCCUCACUGAUACCAGCAGUUAAGCAGAUUGAAAAUUAUGAUAAAGUCUCCGAGCUUGUUGUUUAUACCACGAAGUACUUUAACGAUUUUGCGUAUGAUGUGUUGCAAUUUGUGUUAUUGUUACGCUUAACUUAUAACAGGCCCGCUGUUCAAUUUGAUGGUGUUAAUCAGGCCAUGUGGGUCCAGAGAUUGUCAAUAUUUAUUGCAGGCUUGGCCAAAAGUUGUCCCAGUAUGGAUAUCUCAAACAUAAUCACUUAUAUUCUUAAGACUUUGCAUAAUGGGAAUAUCAUAGCUGUUUCCAUCCUAAAGGAAUUAAUUAUUACUGUUGGUGGCAUUAGAGAUUUAAAUGAAGUUAAUAUGAAACAGUUAUUGAUGUUAAAUUCGGGAUCACCAUUAAAGCGAUAUGCAAGACAUCUCAUAUAUGAUUUUAGAGAUGAUAAUUCAGUCAUCUCGUCGAGACUAACCUCAUUUUUCAGUGAUCAAAACGCUAUUUCUGAGAUCAUUCUCCUGUUAUAUACUCUAAACCUGAAGGCGAAUACCCAAAAUUCUCAUUACAAAAUUUUAUCCACCAGAUGCGAUGAAAUGAACACAUUGUUAUGGUCUUUUAUUGAAUUAAUUAAACAUUGUUUGAAAGGAAAAGCGUUUGAAGAGAAUGUUCUCCCAUUUGUAGAAUUGACUAACAGAUUCCAUUUAUCGACUCCGUGGGCUUUCCACAUAUGGAGGGAUUACUUGGAUAAUCAAUUGAAUUCAAAUGAGAACCUUUCUAUCGAUCAAUUGAUUGAAGGUGCAGAGUUUAACGAUGUUGAUUUGACGAAAAUACCAAAGGAUCUUUUUACUACUUUCUGGAGGCUCUCAUUAUACGAUAUUCAUUUUGAUAAAUCAUUAUAUGACGAGCGUAAGAAUGCACUGUCCGGAGAAAACACAGACCACAUGUCAAAUAGAAAAAAACAUUUGAUUCAGAAUCAAAUCAAGGAUAUUUUGGUCACUGGAAUUUCACAUCAGAGAGCCUUCAAGAAAAAUUCAGAAUUUAUAUCUGAAAAAUCAAACACAUGGAACAAAGAUUGUGGGGAAGACCAAAUUAAAAUAUUCCUACAGAAUUGUGUCGUGCCAAGAGUUUUAUUUUCUCCUUCUGACGCUCUCUUCUCUUCGUAUUUUAUUUUCACGGCCUUUAGUACAGAAAAUUUGAUGUCGAUGUUGAAUACUUUUAUUACGUCAAGUAUUUUGAAAACGCUGUUGUUCUGUUGUACUAGCUCUGAAGCAGGCAAUUUAGGUCUGUUUUUCACUGAUGUUCUGAAAAAGCUCGAGAAAAUGAGAUUAAAUGGCGAUUUCAACGACCAAGCUUCUCGGAAGCUUUAUGAAUGGCAUUCAGUAAUUACCGAGCAAAUUAUUGAUCUUCUAUCCGAAAAAAACUACAUGUCAAUCAGAAACGGCAUUGAAUUCAUGAAACACGUUACUAACGUCUUCCCAGUAGUAAAAGCACAUAUUCAGUUAGUUUACACAACUUUAGAGGAAAACUUGAUAAAUGAAGAAAGAGAGGAUAUUAAAUUACCAAGCAGCGCGUUGAUUGGUCAUUUGAAAGCGCGUUUGAAGAAUGCUUUAGAAUUGGAUGAAUUUUGCAGCUUAACUGAAGAGGAAGCUAAACAGAAAAAAAUAUAUGAAAUGGAACUGGAAGAAAUCAAAAAUUAUGAAACAGCUUAUCAAAACGAACAAAAGCAAGUGGCUUUAAGAAAGCAAUUAGAGCUCAACAAGUCUCAAAGACUUCAAAAUGAUUCAUCCAAAAGCGCUGCGAGCGAUGGUACUGGAAUAAGUAGUAAGGAGAGGUAUACUUAUUCUCGUAAUGAACCUGUAAUCCCAACAAAGCCUUCCAGCAGUCAGUGGUCAUAUUCUAAAGUUACUAGGCAUUUGGACGAUAUAAACCACUAUCUGGCUACGAAUCAUCUACAAAAGGCAAUUUCCUUAGUGGAGAACGAAAAUGAAGCUUGGAAUUUAAGAAAAUUAUCGAAACAGAAUAUGCCGAUAUUCGACUUUAGAAAUUCUACAUUGGAAAUAUUUGAAAGAUACUUCAGAACACUCAUUCAAAACCCUCAAAACCCAGAUUUUGCGGAAAAAAUUGAUGCGCUGAAAAGGCAUAUUAAAAACAUAUCACGUGAGCCAUACGCAGAUACGACUAGUUCCCAUUCUGAAACCUCUGCUUCUGAAUAUACCAAAAGAUCAAGUAGAUACGGUGGGAAUGCUGGAGGUAAGGAUGCUUACGGUAGUUCUAGCUAUAGAGGUCCAAGCAAUGAUCGUUCUGGACCAAAAAACAGUAAGCCAAUUAGUGGUUAUGCACACAAAAGGUCGGAACUCCCAACCAGGCCUAGUAAAAGUAAAGCAUACAAUGAUAGAAGCAGGCCAACUAGACCGGCAGGACCAGACAGGGGUGACGGUUUUGAUCAAAGGGAGAAUCGUUCACGCGAGGAGUACAAGAAAAAUAAUUCACAACGCCCACAACUACGGUUUCCAGAAAAGCCAUUUCAAGAGAGCAAAGACAGCAGCAAGACUACCACUUACCAACCUUCAACUUACAAGCGCGACUCGCCUUCAGAAAAUGAGGAAAAGCCGAAUAAAAGGUUCAAGAAGGAUGAAGGAAAUAGAAACAAAUUCCAAGCGCAAGAUUAUAGAAAUACACGAGAUAACAAUACUUCCCAUAGGGGCAAUGAAAAUCAAAGGUACAACGGAAAUAGAAAGAGCAAUACUCAGGCGCUUCCGCAAGGUCCUAAGGGCGGGAAUUAUGUGAGUAGGUACCAGAGGUAA
This is a messenger RNA of Saccharomyces paradoxus, 4794 nucleotides long. RefSeq names its product Tho2p (gene THO2). Gene Ontology annotation, biological process: mRNA export from nucleus; mRNA processing. Gene Ontology annotation, molecular function: mRNA binding. NCBI's taxonomy places the organism in Eukaryota, Fungi, Ascomycota, Saccharomycetes, Saccharomycetales, Saccharomycetaceae. Bases 1 to 4794 code for a protein of 1597 amino acids. Gene Ontology annotation, cellular component: THO complex part of transcription export complex. The transcript has a single exon. The record is from RefSeq and is a predicted model, not a curated record.